GUGUGGCAGAUGGAGGGGGUGACGUGCCCUGUGGAGAGGACUGAAAUGUCCUUCAUAUAAACCGGUGACAAAGUGGCGAGCAGUGGCCCCGGGGACAGCAGAGAUCAGGCAGCAGCAGAGACACCGAGACCGCGGAGGAGAAGGUGAUAGGACCGGAGACCGGAGACAGGAGACCCGAAAACAGAGACCGGAGCGCCGCGCACAGACACAUCCACGCAGGGACGCCGGGGACGCGCACUAACGCAGACGAAAGUAUCACAGUCGGAGCAACACUGACAGAGAUGGGUGUCUCAUCUCUACCCAUUUGCAUAUGCCUGCUGGCCGCGCUGAUUGGCGGCACCAGCUCGGAGGGGGUGUGUCUUCAGGAUGGCAAACAUAAGGCCACGCCCAGUCCGGAACCACACCUGACGGAGUGUGGGCUGUAUGCUGACAAUAGCUGCUGCGCUGUCGACGACAUCCAGGACAUCGCUCACAUUCCCUCUGUCAGUAACAAGAAUGAACCCUGGGAUAAGUGUGGGCCUCUGAGCCCUGAGUGUGAAGGCUUUCUGAAGCGUGUGUCAUGUUUUUACCGCUGCUCGCCUGACGCUUCUCGCUGGCCUCAUCCUCAUCGCCGCUCGUACAUCCAGGCGGUGCCGCUCUGCCACAGCUUCUGCCGUGAUUGGUUUGAUGCCUGCCGGGUGGACAUGACCUGUGCUCGUAACUGGGCCAAAGACCCCAGAGGACAGAACUGCACUGGAACCUGCGUUCAGUACCAGCAGAUGUACCAGCACGGCAGGGAUCUGUGUGAGAGCCUGUGGGGCGAUGCCUUCAUGACCGUGGAGGACGACCCUCAGGAGGUGGGGGAGGCCGGGGAGAUCGGGGGGGAGGGCCGGCCCUGCGGGUGCCUGACCCUCAGUCCCUCGGACAAGGACGUGAUCGCCGCCCUGAGGGCCCAGCAGGACGACCCGGAGGAGCUGGACACCACCAAGACCGGCUUGCCUCAGUACAGGGCCCCCUGCAAGACCAAGCUGCCCGUGCAGCCCAAGGGCGGCAGGAAGGGAAACUCAGUGCUGCGCAAGCGCUCCGUGGAGGUGGAGGAUGUGGAGGGUAGUGGCAGUGGUUUGUAGAAGACGAUACACAACUAUGUAUUUAGAGAAACUUGUCUAGUUCCUAUUACACAAGAUCCAUCCCUCACGAAGGAGUCAGAACAUCUCUCCUCCUACCAAACGUACCAUACAUAGGAUCUCAUUAUCGCCAGCAUAUCGCAAAUACCAUCUCAGUUUUGAAUGAUACUAACUGUUAAACAGACUGACAGGAUUGUAAGAUUUUCAUUUAAAAAAAAAAGAAAAAAAAGAGCAGUUAUGUGAUUUAACAGUCAGGAAACAAAGGUAUUGUGACAUCAUUUUUAACAUGCAGUUAGCAGUUAAUAGUGUUGUUGUUUAACACUAUUAAAAGUCUUGGCAAACAUCCCUCAAAUGUGUCUAAAAGGGUGUAACAAGAAAAACUUCACUCCAGUACUCCAUUCCUGGCUUUUUAUGACGGUGUUUUUUUGCGCCGUGAAAAACGCGUCCUUUUCCCCCUUUCCUGUCAAUCAUUGCCCCGCUCCUCCUCCCAACCUCCUCCAACCCAACUGCUACACACUUCUGCCGGCGUCUCCACACACACGCGCACACACCGAACGACAAACACCCACACACACAGCCCAGACAGGGCGACUACAGCCCGGGGAUGAAGUCCAACCGGGACCAGAGGACCGUAGCUCCCCGCAAGCCAUACGCUCACAGCGGCGUCGGAGAGUUAAGCCGGGAGCGACAGGCGAAGCAUGCACAGAAAAGCAGCACGGCGAAGCAGUCCACCGCAAACAAUCAUAAAAAUAAAGGCAUGCAAGCAGCAGUGUCCCCUUAUCUUAAGUCCAGUCAGUGGCCGCGGGUCUUUUUAGCAGUUGUCCUCCGGUGAUUAGAACAAAAGAGGCUCUAAACAGCUCCGUGUUAAGCCUGAUUUAUGGUUCCGCGUUAAAUCGACGCAGGGCCUACGCCGUAGGGUUCAGCGUACGGUGCGCGUCGCCGCGUAACCCUACGCCGUAGGCUCUGCGUCGGUGUAACGCGGAACCAUAAAUCAGCCUUUAUGGUGCGCUGGAGAGGAGAGGAGACAGGGAGCUGGGUGGAGGGGGCGGUGGCGGCCCGCCACCAAACCAGAUGCGCCGUUUUUGCAUAGUUAUGCGGAAAAUCCCAGAAAGCACACAAUACACUGAAUGUUAAAAGUUUGUUGUUUUUUGGGUGUAAUUGAUGUCAAGACACCCAACAAAACACAAAAAAUCAAGAAAAAUUUGUUUUUCAUGUCACAAUACCUUUAAGUUCCCACAGCUAAAUGAUAAAUGAGUAUUUAUGGUAAAAUUAUCAAACCUGCAACAUCUUGGUCAAUAGAUAUCCGACAAAUAUCUUUUUUGUAAACUAAAAAGAUGCUUCUUAUUUUUUUUCCAAGUUCUCAUAUGUCCUGCACGUUUUAAGAGCCCUACAGUAGCAGACCAUCUGCAUGAAUCAUCCUUAAUAGCGAGAGCUCUUUUAUGACUUACGUUUCGCAAACAUAAAGUGAAAACAUCCGAACUCCAACCCCCCCCCGCUACCGUUUCCACCCAUGUAGCUGAAGUUGAUCUGUGCGUUAGUCACUUGUUAAACCCAUGUCUUACUGUCGUGAUACUCUGCUGUCCAGUCCUGAAGUAGUGCAGCCGGUUGCACAGUGUUAACAUAAUAAUGAAUGUACUUUAGAUUUCUAACUGAGACUCUACUGACCUGAAUGUGCGGGGGUCUGGUGUGAUGAUGACACCUAAAGGGAAGGUUUACAACCCAGGAACUAAGUCUUCCUGCAGAAGCAGCAUUAACGCCAGAAAGGUUGGUCCUGCUCAUUUGAUCACUAACGUUCUGUGUUUAUUUUAUAAACGUGUAUUUGUAGAGUGAGGCGCCCGUUAGAUGUAAAUGUUUUGUAAAUAAAAAAAAGUGAGAAAAAAAGGAGGAACUGAUUUGUCUGAUGUGCGGUAAGCUUGAUCAAACUGGUGUUUCUGUGCUUUUCUUUACAUCCUCAUUAAAGGAGAUAUUUCUAAAUGUCA
Messenger RNA from Cololabis saira (Pacific saury), 3082 nucleotides. RefSeq names its product retbindin (gene rtbdn). The record is from RefSeq and is a predicted model, not a curated record. Gene Ontology annotation, cellular component: external side of plasma membrane. Gene Ontology annotation, molecular function: signaling receptor activity; riboflavin binding; riboflavin transmembrane transporter activity. Bases 282 to 1106 code for a protein of 274 amino acids. The transcript is spliced from 6 exons. NCBI's taxonomy places the organism in Eukaryota, Metazoa, Chordata, Actinopteri, Beloniformes, Belonidae.